AUAUAAUAAGACUACAAGGAGCUUUAAUAAUCACAAAAUUUGGGGAUUUUUCUCUCUAUUUUGUUCUAUAUAUCCUUCAUCAUAAUAUAUAUAAUUUUAUCUAUGGGUUCUUUGUCUAACUCCAAGCUUCCUGUGAUAGACUUCUCAAGGGCAAACUUGGAGGCUGCAGGAACAAGUGGUUGGGUGAGCAAAUGCAAGGAUGUGUUGAAAGCACUAGAGGAGUAUGGAUGCUUCGUAGCUGUUUAUGAUAAUGUUCCUCUUCAACUUCAUGAAGACUUGUUUAAUGUACUAGAAGAAUUGUUUGACCUUCCUCCUGAAACCAAAAGGAAAAAUGUUUCUGAUAUACCUUUCAAUGGGUAUAUCGAAUAUGUACCCGACCGACCUUUCUUUGAAUCCAUGGGAAUCACUCGUGCAGAAACUCUGGAAGACACUCAAGAUUUCACAAAAACCAUGUGGCCUAACGGCAAUGAUAAUUUCUGCCAAAAUGUUCAUUCAUACUCAAAGGCAGUGGAAGAGCUAUAUCAGAUGGUGAUGAAGAUGAUAUUGAAUGGCUAUGGCAUAGAGAAGUACUACGAGCCCCAUAUGGAAUCUACCACUUACUCUUUGCGAUUCAUAAACUAUAAUCCUGAAGAAAAUGAAACAAACAUGUUUAUGGUCCCUCAUAAGGACAAAAGUUUCCUUACCAUUCUUCAUCAGAAUGAUAUCAAUGGUUUGGAAAUCAAACCAAAAAAUGGACAGUGGAUUAAUGUUGACUUAGCUCCUUCAAAUUUUAUAGUCAUAGCAGGCGAAGGAAUCAUGGGAUGGAGCAAUGACAGAAUUGAUGCAUGUGAGCACAGGGUGAGAAUGGAAAGUAGAGAGAAAAGACGAACGGUUGGCCUAUUCUCAUACAUAAAAGGAAUAACACAUGUGCCUCAAGAAUUUGUUGAUGAUGACCAUCCAUUAAUGUAUAAACCGUUCGAUCACAUUGGUCUGCUUUAUUUCUUGGCUUCCCCUGAGGGUCAUAGUACUUCUCUGUCCCAUACUAUGAAAGCAUAUGCCGGCCUUUGAGCUCUUAUGUAUAUAUAUCCCUGUCUUUAAAGGUGUGCUCUUGAUCUCUGAAUAAACGUGGAAGUGGUUUCCUAUUUGCU
This is a messenger RNA of Jatropha curcas, 1127 nucleotides long. RefSeq names its product putative 2-oxoglutarate-dependent dioxygenase AOP1. The record is from RefSeq and is a predicted model, not a curated record. Lineage: Eukaryota; Viridiplantae; Streptophyta; Magnoliopsida; Malpighiales; Euphorbiaceae.